Molecule: messenger RNA, 5767 nt
Organism: Mycena citricolor
Lineage: Eukaryota; Fungi; Basidiomycota; Agaricomycetes; Agaricales; Mycenaceae
Source: the annotation of a GenBank genome assembly
CAAGACUUGCACAAAGUUCGGAGGUCAGAUAAAGCUGCUAUGUAAGUCUAGUAUACGCAGUCCGCUUAUCAACAAUGUUCUUCGGACCUUCUCUUUUCCAGUGACGAUCUGGUCAAUGUCUUAGUGAAGGAUCUCCCAACCUCCUGCCCUCCAAAGUUCUCCAAACAGUCUGUUGAAUAACAGAUCCAGGCUGUCAUUCAUUUGCAAGUCUAUUCUGGUCUGGAUAUUCAGUUCGGAUCUGACCAAGCUACCCAGUUGGUUGCCCUUGGGACCUGGUGGACUUUUGAAGCCAUGAUGGGAAUGUGUGAUCUGAUCACAGAUCAUCCAGCAGCGCACGUGUCCCUAAUCCCAUGCACGUGACUUGUGCCCUCUUGCAGUCCCUUGCGUCGCCUUUACCUGCUGGCUGGAACGAUCGUAAAAGACCACGAUCCGGAUACUCCUUCAGUGCUAUUGAUUCAACUCCCAUGCCAUUCGACUCUGGCCAGUCGCCAUCGUCCUCUACGACUUGCACCGCCGUGAUGUGGUCUCAUCUCUGUCAUCGUCAUUCCAAACCCCCUCAACCCAACCUCUCAAGAACAGAUUAUAACUGGAGCCGUUCUUGAAUAGUGAAGCAUUGGGUCUGGAAACGGUUGUUGGAUAGGUGACUAUUUUUCACAUCAAGCAGACUUCCAUGAUCCCUUGGCUUUAUCAUGGAAAGAGAGACCCCACAGUCAGCACACAGGCUAUCGCCUGAUCGCUUCCACGUACCUCGUACUCGGUUUCCCAACGUCUCCUGCAGUUGUCGGACUCACAAUCAUUCGCUCUCACUCGUCGUUGGAAUCGUAAUUGGAAACGCGAUGGUUCCUGCGUUCAUUAGUAGUUUGGAGUCGACGCUCCAGCUGGAUCGUGUUGUCUCUGUUGGCUAGGAGGUGCGUGAUCCAUCGGUGCCAACUUCACAACUCUCUAGCCUCAACACUUCCAGCAUAGUAAGGCCUAACUUGCCUCUCGUUCUUCUACUUCACCCUCCGUUCCCCUCUGGCAAUGUCAUCGCCCAUCGCCGGCACGCGAGGUCAAUCUUCCUAAAAAGGCAAUCGGGCCGAGCCGGGAGUUGCCAGCAAACAAUCGACUUUUUGGACACCCGUCGCUGCCCCGCAGGACCAGCAUCUAGUCCCCGCUCGUUCGAACAACACACUCGAAAAUCCGGGCCGUUUAUCUGCGACGCGCUUUCCGCUUUCCAUCUCCCGAGCUCGCACCGCCCGUGGCAUGGCCCCCCGCGUUAAUUUACCCCCAAAGAAAAAUCGCGCGCGCUGUGGCAUCAAGUACCAGCUACGAAUCGUCAAAGGCGACCUUCCUGCAGACUCGGAGUUCAAAGAUGAGGACCAGCAUGAAGACAUGGCCUCAUUGGCUGUGGCAGAUGUCGACACCACUGAGGGCAAUGAACACCAUCUACAAGCUGCUCUUGCUACGAAGGCUGUCUUCAUUCCAACACCUGCCGCUGAAGGAAAAGUUUCCGACUACAACCUUCUGUAUCCCCCAGACAAAUGGAAGAAGCCUGCGACCUACAUCUACACCACGACGACGGUGGAAGAAGCUGUUACCAAUGCCUUUCUUGACUACGACCUGACGUACUAUAUGGACGAAGUCGACAUGCAAUGGCUGGAAAGAAACAAUCAGGAAGCAAGGGGGGAGGGAACUAGCGCUGCUGCUGAAAAACUCAAGGGUGGGGGGGCCGAAACGGGAUUACCCGUGUCCAUAUCUGAAGACGAGUUUGAGUUGGUGAUGGGUCUCCUCGAUAAACUCAUUGAGCCCACCGGAUUUCAUGGAUCAGGGCCCGACUUCUCUGCAGUUCACGAGUUUUUUGAUCGCCCUCUACCUAACAACAUCUUCGCUUCUUUUGCUGUGCCAGCCUGGGUUCCUCCUCCCCCUUCAUUGGCUUGUAUUGCCCGCCUGGUCUUUCCCCAUUGGAAACAGCGUCGGGUUGAGUUGGACGGACGGAAAAUUCAUCCUUCAAUCAACUACGACGAGUUUGAUUUCGCUAAUGAACCCUACGUCUGUUUCCGCCGUCGCGACCCCAAAGCUGUUCGGAAGACUCGGGCUGGUCAAGCUGUUAACAACGCCGAUAAACUCGUUCAACUGCACUACAACUUUUCGCAGGCUCUGGCAAUCGCAGAGGCCGUGCUCGAACGAGAAGGCUUUAAGCAACUUGCUGCGAUAGAGUCGGAGACUCUUUGGAACGCACGGAAACCGAUGGCGGAUCUGUUCCGAAGCGUGCCAGGUUUGAUCACGAAAGCUGACGAAGAAAGGCUGACGGAGAGACCAAAGAAGAUCAGGCCCAACAAGUCAACGCUUCCCAAAGUCAAGGUUCUACCUCCCAGUCAUCCUGGCGGGGCGAACGGCGCCCUGGCUCCGGCGAUUUUGCCCUCAGAACGCGCUUUUAUUAUCCAAAAAGAAAUCUUGCAAUCUGUGCAAGAAGACACAGAUUGGCUGAGAUCACAUGCUUGCUUGGAUGUGACGGAUGACUCGUAUCAAGCGCCUUUGGUACCGCGCGCCGACAAGAUGUGGGUGGAUAUUCCAAGUAAAGACAGUUCCAGACUGCGUGGGAUGCGAAUGCGCUUUGGGCGGGGUGGACGGCGAUUUAUCGAUCGACGGUCGAGUCAGCCACAUGUGGUUCCCCUAUGGAGUGAGCGCAGGAACGACGACGACGUUAUGGACGCUUGCGAGAACGACAUCGACGAUCAGGAAUUGGAGCGCCGCGUUCGAGCUCAAUGGCGGUUCGAUGCUGACACAUCUUUCGCUGGACUGGCUGAGGACGAACACCGGAUGUUUGUGGACGAACAUGACACCAAAUAUCUUGUAUCGCGACUGCAACGAGACAACAAGGAUGAAUUCUGCCUGGUGACGGAUGCGUCGAUUGUGACUCCGGGUGGCAACCCCGAUGGCAGCGACAAGAAGCACUUUCCAUUCGUCACCAAUGCCUUGCACACCGCCUUUAUCCACGGGAAGCAUCUCGGAGAAUAUUUCCAGUCCAUUGGGGUCAGCUCUGCACCCGGGCCUCGACCCGUCUCUACCCCUCAACCGGUAGCACCGCGUUUCCAACCGCCAGCACCUGUUCGCCAGGUUUCUCGUCCCGUCUUUGCUGCCAAUGCCAAUCCGAGUGCCACGAUCCCCAAGAUGCAGGAGAGCAUCUCACCCGGGAAACCCACUGCACUCAACAUACCAGUGUCCAUGCCGUCUCGGCCCAGCCCUGUCUCGAAUCCACGUGCUGUGACCAGCAGCCCCCCUGCAUCUGAAACUUCUAGGCAGGCUGUGAUUGCAAAUGGCCAGGCGGUUAACGGUCAUACCGUCAAUGGUCAUGCAGUCAACGGCCAGGCAGUCAACGGUCAUGCAGCCAAUGGCCAGGCAGUGACUGGCCUGGUAGUCAACGGUCAGCCAGUCAAUGGCCAAACAGUGGUCAUGAACGGCCACGCGGCUAACGGUCAUGGUCAUUCUCUGCACAACGGCGCCCGGUCAGCUCAUCCGACUUAUGUACCACUAGGUGCUGGCGCGGGAAUGAGUUUGAAGCUCCCUUACCGGCCGUCCGCUGCCGGUGAAAAAGCGUAGUAGUCGUACAUCGAAUGGAUCCCAUUUUGCUUGCUCUGGGUCUCGUCUAUGUUAGUUUCAUGCCCACUAACACAUCUGUGACACGCCUAAAUUCCUGCCGAAUCCCAACCUGGUUAGAUCUACAGCGACACAGUCCUCAAUUCCAAUCUUUCCGCGACGUCAAUGGUUAACGUUUCGUGAUUGCCAGCCACGCCCCUGUUGCAGGGUUCAAGACAGCAAGAAGGCUGAUCGAUUCCCAUCUUGGACACUCGUAAUUUCCUGCCUUGUUCCUUAGCACUGUCUGGCACUGUCUGGCUCUCAACGACAUCCAUCUGGGAGACGGGGCGCGUCGUACAGAGAGAGAAAAGGGUUGGCGGGUGUAACAAGGGCGCAGUGGAAGCUGCACUGCUCAAAUCUUCGACUCCAUUUAAGCGACGCGUUCUACGGCAAUUUCCUCCGUAAUAGUAUCGUCUAGCGACGUCGCAUCGGACUUCUAAUCUGUCUACAUACUUCUCUCCUUUCCGACCCAUAUUCUGUCACCCAGCCCGGACGCGCACCGCGCAUGGCACCAGGGUUCUCAACUUUUCACCAUCCCCAUACACGCCUACGACUUUUGUUGUGAAUAUUCUACAGCUCGGCGGGGUCGAUGGCACCACUCAGUAGGGCUAUUGUUCUCUGUGUUAUCUCGCUUUCUCUCGCUGGAGGUGAUGUCGUCCAGACGGCGCCACCCACAUGGUCACUGUACAAACGACAAUGGAUACGCCGGAGACUGAGCCCCGUCUGCCUCCUCUUCUUUCUUUUUCGAUAUCUGUCAUUGCUAGCUCUGGCUGGUUAUGGAUAUUUGACAUUCGAGUUGGAUUUCACAUAUGCGGAAUGCAAGGGGAUAUACUGGGCUCCGCUUGUUGCAGGCUCACUGGCGGGACUUUCGGCGCAAGCUUUGCUGGCCCUGAGGGUGCACCAAAUCUCCGGUCGUCCGAAGCGCCUGGGAUUCGCUCUAGGCGCGCUGCUGAUCCUGUUCGUCCCCAUGCAGAUCUUCGGUGCGGUUUAUCACCAAGAUCCCGUUUUCCAGGAUGUGUCUGUCAGGCUAAAUCCCUUCAUUCCGGCGAGCCCAAGUGGCCGAUGAUGUGAAUGAGAUGCUGUCAACUUGAGGUGGUCAUCUGACAACGCAUUCGCAGGUAUUCCACCCUGCACACUAUUUUUGACCUCGCUACCUCGGUCGUUGCGACUGACGCUACUAUUCGUGCUUCCAUAGUACGAGGCGCACUCCAACCGCGAAUCUUGAUGCGACGAUCCAUCAGCCACGGGGUCCCGUUCUUCGUCGUCGUUUUGAUUGCGAACUUUUGGAUAAUGCUGGAAUCGGCUGGUGCAUUCGUUUCACAUGCGGCGCCAAUCCUGCCGUUGACCUUGCAAUUCAUCGCUGUCCAGCACAUGAUUCUCGACUCUCAGCGCCGAUCACCAGAAGAACUGAAGACUGGAUUCGAAUCGGUCAGUGUCGGGCCGCCGCAGUUUCGGGUGCAGGCAAACAACGAAACAAUGGAUCUUGACGUUGAUGAUGAUGAUGCGAUCCUCCCUGAACCUGUCGGGAACAAAAUUUUCAAGGGCUCGUACAGCUCUGACGAGCCGAGUUCAUCCGGCGCGAGUCGUCUCCAGCGAGACAUUCUGGACGCUUGACGCCAAGACUGGAGGACGAACUUACGACUGAAUCCUUAUUAUUGUACUUCUAGAGACUGCUGUGUAUCGGGUUCGUCAAAUUCCAGCUUUGAAAACCAGAUGCGAUGUAUGCGUUGAUUGCGUUGAUUGCCGGUGCAGCCUACGCAGGGAUCUGCGCACGAUUUGAUUGUUUCAGCGGGUGUCGCAUCCAUCACGGCUCGGUCGGUCGCGUUUGGCAUCGCCACAAUCGGCUAUAUAACACGCUCUGCUCGUUAAUCAAUGUUUUCGGUUCCAUUGCUAUCUUUCACCCAGAUCCUCUCUUUGUUUCCUGUUUCUAUCCGUCCUCGCUCGCUUUCGGCCGGCCGAUUUGUCUCUCCAUCCUUACACUUGUUCUCGACUACACGAACGUACAACUACCACCACAUUCUAUCAUGAAGGUCUCUUCUGUCAUCACUGUGCUUGCAUUGGCGUCCUCGACGCUCGCCGCGCCUCUCCAGCAGGCCAUUUCGAAGCGCGCGGGCCCCGGAAAGCGUGGUCUCUGCUGGCCCUUCUACAACGG